This is a messenger RNA of Strongylocentrotus purpuratus (purple sea urchin), 6006 nucleotides long. RefSeq names its product chordin-like. Lineage: Eukaryota; Metazoa; Echinodermata; Echinoidea; Camarodonta; Strongylocentrotidae. The transcript is spliced from 23 exons. Gene Ontology annotation, molecular function: protein binding. The record is from RefSeq and is a predicted model, not a curated record. Bases 1059 to 3968 code for a protein of 969 amino acids. Gene Ontology annotation, biological process: multicellular organism development.
CGGAGAUUGUAUACACUCGAAGGAGCCAUUCUGUCAUUCGUCAUAAUAUUUCGCACCCGAACAUCAUAAUUUGACGUUUCGCUCUGUAGAAACGGUCGCACGUGUGAGGUGGAAGUCAAGUUCAUUAUCAAAGCACGAAUAACUCAUUCUCUCCUUCAUUUACUCAAAAUUCGCAUUCGCAGAGGAUUCAACCAUUACACUGAAAAACUUACAAGGAUUGAUACUUUCUUAACUUCGCAAUAAAUGUACUUUGAAGCUGAAAUCUAUUUGUGUACAUGUAGUUGAUCUGUCGCCUUUUUAUCAUUACUUUUCGCUCCCGUGUGCAUCUCGUGUGAUCACCAUUCGGAAGACCUAAUAUUUUGACAUUAUUUCAUGAUAAAGAAUUAUGCUAUGUUAUGUUAUCUACUCUGCAUAUAAGGGUCGUGAGUUUAGAUUAUCAGCUAUACCCAUGGAUAUAUGAACGCGAUUGACUUUUUCUCAAAUUUGUUUUCAGUGGAGCGGCAGGAAAGGAAAGUUCUUAAAAUUUGUUAACUUGUUUGUAACUCGUAUCGGCUAUUGUUUCGUCUGCGUGUACGGUCGCACUUCUUAAGGUGAGCAGGUAGUACCUGCUAUCAUCUUCAUUCAAGAGACAAACUUUCCCAGGGUCAAAAGCAAGCUACUUCAUCCGAUCAAUUGAAUUCUGGAGUUGGGACAGUUGACUGGUUUUGCCUUUUCUCUCUUCCACCUAGCUCUUCCAUCCCGCUUCAAUCCGUCGCUCUCAAUCGCACCGAAGGAUAAAAAGCCGUGCGUGCAAAGCGUAGUGAGGCAUAUCAGUACGGGACGCCGCAGGGAGCAGAAGCUUCAAAUAUUUCGCUCCUCUCUCUCUCUCUCUCACUAAAUACCCAUGUCUUACACAUCUUACUCGCUACUUUCUUUGAACAGACUUCAGUGACAUGUAUACGUGUUUAACUGCUUCAAGUGUUUGUUAGAUUGCUUAUCCGCAGGAUUGGACAGACCAUCAAGGCAUUUCACUUGUAAUUUGUGUGUUUGUCUACUUGGAAAUUCUUUUCUGAAGGACCAUGUACCGUGCCGUAAUUUACACCAUCUUCGUGGGCCUGGUGUGCCUGGACAGCCUGGUUGAGUACGGAGUCGAAGCUCGCAGGAAUGGAAGAAAGAGGAACAGGAAUCCUGGAGCAGGGGAUGUUUUAUCUGCAUCCGGUGGUGAUGUUGUCAAGGUGAGACCGACACCAAGAAGGCCUCAGAUUCCACUCAAAGCCGAGGUACAGCCCCCACAUUCAAGAGGUGUUCCAGGUUGUACCUUCGGAGCGGACUUCUACAAUCUUGAAGAUGAGUGGCAUCCGAACCUUGGUGAACCAUUUGGAGAAAUGGUGUGCGUCGUCUGCGAAUGCCGACCCGAGGUGACGGACGGAAUACUCUCGGGGAAAAUCUCAUGUCGUAACAUCAAAUGUCCUGACAUCACAUGUCCCAAUGACGAGGACCCAGUCAUCAAAGAUGGCUUCUGUUGUAAGACCUGUCCGUCAGAAGAUAUUGAUAAAGAAAAGCCCAUUCAAACCAACGGAUCGAGCGAGUCUCACCGGACAUACCCCGACGAUACGGCAUCUACAGAGGGUACAGAUGAUACUUUACAAGGCGAAGCUUUCGUAUCCAUUUUGUCUGGUCGUUUGACAUCGGCGAACACCAGAGCAGUUUCUCGAGGAUCGUUUCUUCUCAUGAACAACAAUCUCCACUUCACAAUGCAUGUAUCAAGACUUAGUACACCUCUUGAAGUUGUCUUCACAGGCGUACUCAAUACGACGCUUCACGUCCAUACCGUUCGCGAUGUCGAUUCAGAUACGAUUUGUGGAGAGUGGAGGAACGUUCCACAGAUUGUCUCACGUGAUCUGCGCAAUAGAAACAUUUUCGUCACACUGACCACCAGGUCACAUGAGCAUGGGGAGGUCAGAGGUCGCCUUAUCCCGCAUCGUGCACUGUCUACAGAAUCUUUCAGUGUUCUCUUGACGCCGAAGCGUCGCAAUGGUCCCAUCAAUGGGUCCUUAGGAAAGGGAGGAUUGGUCAUGCUGUCUUCCUCCAAAAAUGGUAACACCCUCAACUUUGCCGCUCUGCUCGAUGGACUGGUCGAGUCAGAACGGACAGAGGAUGUCAACCUCGUCAUCGAGAUCACGAGGAGAAACGAUGUCUUGAAGAGAAUCGAAGUCACUGUCGCAGUCGAGGCCAUCGACGUGGUGGAUGUGCUCGAAUCCAUUCCCAGCACAAUAAAGAAAGCGAUCACGAAGGGACAACUGAAGAUGAGGGUGACGGUUCAAGAGCAGGGUGACUUAGGAAUGCUGGUCGGCAGCAUCACACCACUUCGAACAUGCAACAGCAUUCACGCUGUACUAUCUGGUAGUCAAGCUCUAGAGAGAUCAAAGACCACUGGAGCUAGUGGAUCUGCGGUAUUCACCCUGGAUGAUGAUGGGACAAUCAAUUACAUGGUUCGAUUGACUGGUCUACAAACAGAGGUCAGUGCCAUCACCAUCGAGAUGCCGAGCAAGAACAGACGGAAGAUCGUGGCUGAUAUCUUUGGAAACUAUAGGGAUGGACUGGCUCAGGGCAAGUGGCUACGACCCAAGCUCCGUGAUGUCCAGAUGUUUCUCCACGGUGAGCUAUAUGUGAAUGUAGCUACAGGUGCCUUCACCACCUCGGAGCUGCGUGGACGCAUCGUCCAACUUCCAUACCAGGGUCACAUCAGAAGACAUGCAAAAAUGCCAAUCCAGAUGUCGGGGUCCCUCAUGGAUCCCGCUCAGGAGACUGGAGCAGCCGGUCAUGCUUGGCUCUUACUCGAUGAAGAAUGCUCCCUCAAUUACGAGAUCGCCGUGGUAGGACUAAACAGCCUCACUGAAGACGACAUCGGGACUGACAGCCCACCGACCACGCCUCACUUCUACGCUGAGAUCGGCGAGAUCGAAUCUGGGGAGAGCCGAGUUCGCUUAGUUCUAAAUGCCUUUAGAGGAAACAGCGCCCGAGGUACGUUAACAGACGUGAAUCCUGGAUUAUUGGAGAGUAUGGACAGGGGACAAGCUUUUAUUCAGAUCAGUACCAAGAACCAUCGAGAAGGCGAAAUCAGAGGCCAGAUCAUCCUGCCUAACACUUGUCAUGGUGCAUCCAAUGGUAACAACCUUGUCCCCGUCAACGAUCCCAUGCCCGCCAUUAACGUCGAUGACGACCCAAACUCGUGCUUCUUCGAAGGUCGAUAUCAUGCUCCGAUGUCGACCUGGUCACCGGACUAUGACAGGAACUGCACUACAUGCACUUGCAAGAAAACUGUGACUAUCUGCGACCCUGUGAUUUGUCCAGAGCUGUCAUGUGACAACCCCGUCACAGCUCCUGGUGAGUGCUGUCCAUCGUGCCCGAAACCGGAAGAGCCGGAAGAGCCAGGCUGCCAUUUUAAGGGUGACAAAAAGGUACAUCGCGUCGGGACCCAAUGGCACCCGUACAUUCCCCCAUUCGGAUACACUAGAUGCGUGCUAUGUACUUGCAUGCCGGGUGGCAACCUAAACUGUUCAAGACUCGCCUGUCCGUCAUUGGAUUGUCCUAAACCAAUUCGACUAAACGCUAAUGAUUGCUGUCAAGUUUGUCCAGAACCAGAACCAACUACCCCACAACCACCAAUGGACGAUACAUUACUGCAGGCAGAUGAAGUAGAAAAAGGAUGUUCCUUCCUCGGUGAAUUUUAUAGAAAUGGCGCUGAAUGGCACCCUCUUGUGUCACCAUUUGGUACAAUGAGCUGCGUCAGAUGUAGAUGUCGGAAUGGUCAGGCGAAAUGCAAGGGAAGAACCUGUCCUCAGCUUAGUUGUAAAGAAUCAAUCAGAACUAAAGGCGAAUGCUGCCCAAGAUGUAAAGAAGACAUGUUAACAGUGCCCACAACAUUACCAACAAUAUUAGAGAUUUCUGCGGAGAAGAAAUCACGGAGGAAAGAAAAACUGUCAUAGGGAAGCGCCCAUUUUCACCCACGAACCCUUAGAUAGCCCCAUAUCCACCUUCAAAAAGAGACAUUUUGAGAUCAUUUUGUUGUGGAUGUGCCACACCUUUCCGAGAUGCAGGGGUUGAAGAACAGAAAGGGACAUUCAAAAGAUGAUGACUAUUGAUUGGAGUCCCUAACCGCCUGAUUGUGAGAUCACCAAAGAUGGUGUGAAGAUGAUGCCGACAUCCUCAAUGUCAGAGGAAUGGAAGGGGUCAGCUGUUGCAAGUUUAACGGACAAAUGUAACCCGGAUGCAGCAGUUGAAUGAUCACGUGAUAUUGAAAAGGUGGAGACGACUGACAAAAAAAACUACACUUAUGAUAGUGUUUGCCUCAUGGGACAGAGAUUGGGUACUGAACUUUCAAAUUGAUGCAGAAAAAAUGAAAGAAAAAAAAUCAAAGCAUCACUGUAUGACAUCAAUACCUUUACGAUGCUUCCAAAAGAACGUUAAAACGACACGUGCGCACAACGAACGGAAGCAUCCAGUUGAUUUUGAUUGGUAGCUCAUCAUGUCGCAGGCUUUCAUGAAAAUCAGAUCAUCGUGAUAGAGUGACAUGUUUACUUAUGAGGACCUUAAUAGGAAUGAAUGAAGUGAGAUAUGAUUUUUAUCUAAAAAUAAUAUCUUUGCUAAAGUAUUAAAUACAACUCUGACCUCUAAUAUUGGAAUCAACAAAAUGUAUAUGUUUCAUCAGAUAUUAUUUCAAUAACAUUUUUGACGAACAUUGCUUCAUCUCAUUAAUAAGUAAAGGAUAUCUUGAACAGGAUAAUUAAACUAGUUAAUUAGAUCAAGGUUAAACUUUUGCCAAAUAUAUUCACAAUUUUUAAUUUGUUAAAUUGGGAAUGAAGAUUUUAAGGACACAGUGUUCAUUUCAUUUUUACAUUAUUGUAAGAUCCACCACCCUCAUUUGUCAACUAAGUAUUUUAAUAUUGUAAAAUGCAAAAAUAGAGUAGAAGCCGAAAUAAAUUGCUGAUACAAAAUCGUCUUGAGGUGAAGUAAAUUUUAUUCAGAUUAAAACUAAAUUAUCUUUUAAUGUUGAAAAGUUCACAAGGUAAACGUAACAUAAUGAAUGGAACAUGAUAUUAAUAAUAUAACACUAACUGUCAUGUAUCUAGGAGAAAAAAAUAUUAUUAUGGUUUGUUUCUGUCUAUGUUGAACUUAAACGUGUGUGAUAGGUCGUAAACUAAUUGAGAAAACUGAUCGAGAAACAUUAAUAAAUAAUAAGAUGAGUAGAUGACAUACUCUACAUGACAGAUUUGGAAUGUAGUUUGACAAUAAAACAGUAGUCUAAAGUAUUACCAAUAGCCAUAUGAUUAAAAAGAUAAUCCUCACAUUCCCUAUGUAAUAUUUUGUAUUAAAAAGCAAUAACUUUAUAUAUUAUCUGAUAAAAUUAUUCGUAUCUUAAACACGUUUUAUUUACUCAUACGAAUAAAAUCGUAACAACAUUCUUACCUUCUUUUUCUCCUUUAAUAUUUAAUAGAUUGUGCUAAAUAUAAAUAAUUUCGAACGAUGAGAAAAUAUAUAUAACUUAUUUGAAAACGUGCGUUGCUCAUCAUUUAUACACAUCUUGACAACAUGAAGACAAUAUACAGACUGAAAAUGCUUGACAAUCAACUAUAUACUAUAUGCGUUUGUUUGAAGGUGUUCAAGAGUUUAACUGAUAAUCAACGAUGUAAAAACAAUCUUAGUAGUAUUAUGAUACACAUUAAUCAAUACCUAUAGACCGAAUACUUCAGUAUUUAAUAGUGCAUCAAGGCAAUACGUGUUCCUUAAUGUUGCGAUUUUCUUUUUAUUUAUUUUUGUCUAACAUGUUUUCCUUACAUUGAGUCACAAAAUGCAUUCGCAAUCAUGAUUUUUUGGUUGUAUUCAAGUUCUAUUGAUUCCUCUUCGAUGGGUACAAGACUUGGUUGAGAUUUAUAGAUGUCUUAUUUAUUCUGUACAAAUGCCAAAGUAAAAGAUGUAUUCGUGAAUAUUUCGCAAACAUAAAAUAGACAACAUUUAUAACUUUGA